Molecule: messenger RNA, 2279 nt
Organism: Pyrgilauda ruficollis (rufous-necked snowfinch)
Lineage: Eukaryota; Metazoa; Chordata; Aves; Passeriformes; Passeridae
Gene: GPR132
Product: G protein-coupled receptor 132
Exons: 2
Coding region: 458-1567 (369 amino acids)
Biological process (GO): G protein-coupled receptor signaling pathway; negative regulation of G2/M transition of mitotic cell cycle; G1/S transition of mitotic cell cycle
Cellular component (GO): membrane
Molecular function (GO): G protein-coupled receptor activity
Source: RefSeq, a predicted model, not a curated record
UCCCUUGUCACCCUGGGGCAUGUUUGCAGUGAUUUAGGUGCACGUCCAGAACAGGAACCCAAAAAAGAGCCUGGCAGUCACCAAAGCAACCUCCCACCCGCUGCACAACCUCCCACACUUGUGCAAUUCUGUACAAGUGACAGAAUUUGACAGCAAACUCUUAAUUUUUAAGGCUGCUUCUCCUCCUAGGUGCACUGCUGGCACUGGGCAGCCGCUGCUUUCUGUGCACGCCCAACUAGAAGUGACACACUUUUGGGGACUCUGAUGAAGCUGUGCCCACAGAACCUCUUUUAGCUCACAGCACUUAGGACUGCACGUGGCAUCGUCAGCUACUUCCUGCAGCUCUGUCAGAGCAGCCUCCGAGCACGGCACGAGCUGGAGCACUCCAACCUCUCCUCUGCAAAAACCAGGGGAAAAAAAGGAAAGAAAAAAGGAAAUAUCAGCUGGAAAUAGAAUAAUGGAACGCUGUCUACAUGAAAAUUGUAACUCCACUUGCCCAGAAAUUCCUUAUCAAGAGAGUCAGACACUUCUGGUUGUUUUUUACAGCAUCGUUUUUACUAUAGGCCUUCCAGCAAAUUGCUUAACUUCUGUGCUUACGUUUGUACAAAUCCGAAGGAAAAAAGUAGUUGCCAUCUACAUUUUCAGUUUAUCAUUGUGUGAUCUGAUGUAUUUAAGUACCUUGCCUUUGUGGAUUAUCUAUGUGCAAAAUGGGCACAAUUGGACCAUGGGUGACACUGCUUGCAGGAUAACAGGAUUCAUCUUUUUCUGCAAUAUCUACAUCAGCAUUCUGCUUUUGUGCUGCAUCUCUGUGGAUCGUUACAUGGCACUGGUGUAUCCUCUGCAAUCAAGGGGGAGAAGACAACAGAAAAUAGCCACCAUUAUAGUCUGUCUUCUCUUUGCUGUGGUUGCAGGAAUCCACACUCCAGUAUUUUUUAUGGAAGAUAAGAAAAACUGUACAGAGGUGAAAACCUGCUUUGAGACAGUGCCCCUUGACAUAUUAUUGGCUUAUUUCAGUUUUGCUAGAUUCCUGUUUGGAUUUGUCGUACCCUUCCUAAUCCUGUGUUUUACAAACUGCAAAAUUUUCCAAGCUAUAAAAAGAAGCAGCAGCUUGACUUGUCGUGAGAAAGCCAAAGUGAAGCAUGUGGCUAUUGCCGUUAUUGUUAUUUUCUUGAUGUGCUUUGCUCCAUACCAUGUGGUUCUCUUAAUAAGAGCCAUAUACUUUCUGGUUCAUCAGGACUGCCCAUGUCCAUUUGAAAAUAAGAUAUAUUCAGUUUUUACAGUGUUUCUGUGUUUAGGCACUGCAAACAGUGUUGCUGAUCCAAUCAUCUACGUUCUGGUCAGUGAAAACGUCAGAAAAGACUGUUAUAGGUGCCUGAGAAGAUGGAGAGGGAGACAGAACUCAUCCAAGCUAAAUUCAUCCACUGAUCACAAUACUGACAACAUAAAAUUGGAAAUGCUGAAAGAAUCAGAGGAAGGGGGCCAAAGAAAAAAAAACAAAGAAAUAACAGAUUCAUCUGACAUUCAGAAGGCCUGUACCAGUGGCAGAGAUCAGGAAAGUGGCAGCUAGCUGGUAGCUGCUGGAACAAAUAUGAAGUUCCCAAUGCCAGCUGCAGGACAGGAGUUUUUACAUGCUGACAUCAUCUUGCACAUCCUGCAUGGGCCAUUAACUCCUUGAGGUCACUAUGGGAGCAGUAAUUCACAUUUCUGUUUGUCUCCUACAAUUAACUUUGCCCAGCAGUACCACUGAUGAAAAUACUGCUUUGCUAAGGAUACGUGAAAUAAAUGAAGUAAUUUACUUUGACUCAAUUUGGGAUCUUAAACUUUUUUUUUUUGUUUUGGACUGACUCUUUCUCUCAUAUGAAAUAAAACCAGUUUUAUCUUCUGAGCAAAAUUUUAAAAAAGCACUGCAGAGGAGAACAAUAUACUGUUCUUAAUGUUGAAUUUUUUGCUUCUUGAGGAGGUACAUGUUCCAGUUCUCAUACAUGUGCUCUGCUGUUAACGUUUGUGGUUAACCAGUGGAAAAUAUUAAAAAUGAGUAAACGUCUUCCUCGUAGUCUAGUAUGUAACUUCAGAUACAUCACAUAUUCCAGGAGAAUUAGAUGGCAGAAAAAAUGCCUGAUAACACAGACCAACAGUAUUGCUGCUGCAUUAGUCAAGAUCCCGCACUGCCCUGAAAUUCUUCAAAUUACAAUUUUAAUGCUUGAUAGUUUACAAUGAGUAAAUGUUAUUUGUUUUGCAUAGACCUAGAAUGUACUGAAAUAUACAGAAAAUGUAUAUAU